CCACAAAGGCGUUGAGUGUUUCUUGUCCACAAAAGGCAUUGGCCGACAGACCUGGGACAGAGUCCAAACAUCCCGCUUCUUGGAGAAUCGACAAGUCGACUACCUUAUUGCCAAUGGCCGUGGCGCAUCGUUUGGGACCUCUUGGUGUCGCAGAAAAGACUCCAAACGGAAUGUUGGCCAACGAAAAGUCAGAAUCGGGUGGAAUGUCCACCCAAGAGGAUGAGCAGGAAGCCAUGAGUCUUCUUAUUGUUAGGCCAGUUUGUAGAGGCGCUAUUCGUACACGGCCAAUGAGAAAGCCGCUGCUGCGAUGGAGUGGAGUGGUACUGAUAGCAACAAGCAUGAGAAGCACAAAGAUUGACGACAUCGACAUGAAGCAGACAAGGACGCUUUUGGAAGAGGAGGGUUUUCGGAAAGAUCCGAUCUACCGGUGUCCAUUGUGGAGUUUUCCCCGUGUCCCAGUUUGCAUGGCUGAAGCUCGACUGACUUGCGGGAGUGUUUCUUGUCAUUUUUUGUGGAGUUCUUGACACCGUUUAUUUAUCCGUCACAAGCUCCAGUUCGCUUCUUGAUAUGGCUCACAUGCUACCGGUAUGGGCUGGGGAUCACCAAAGAAAACAAACCUCUCACAAAAGAAAGAAAUAUAAAGAAGGAACUGGACUAUGAAUCUCCUUUCCACCAUCUCGAGCUUGCUCCUCUUGUUCUCCUGUUCCAUCAGGAGAGCAGACCCUUUCACUCUGCCAUCGCAUCAGCCCCACCUAUCUCUUGACCGCGCCAGAGCUGGGAUCAUUGCAGUCAGCAGUAGAAUACCGGCGAGAGUUGCCAGUCUCAGUGUUCCGCCAAAACACAAAAUUGUCAUCCAAAAAUCUCAUGCGUGUCCUCGACGUUUUUCUGAGGCGACGACGACCUUACUCCAUGCGCUACCCCACGACCAGAUCAUUGCCGGUACUUCCAUGGGUCUUUUGGCGCUUCAGUUUGGAGCCAUGCCCACUCUGCAAAAGAAAUGUGUACCCCGUGAAUUGUGUCGAUCUUCCAUUCUAGUAGCACAGGAAAUCAGCAAGUUUACGCUCAGCUUUGUCUGUUUCGUGUCUUUGGUGUCACCAGCACAGCGGAUGAAAAUGCUGCAAAGUUGGAGAGUACGACAAUGGAUCCAGCUGGCAGGGAUCCCAGCAACCCUCUACGCCAUUCAAAACUAUGCCAAACUCAUGGCCUAUCAGCAUUUGCCUCCUGUCACCUACAGUGUUUUGAAUCAAACCAAAACAAUCAGCGCGGCGUGGUUCUGCUUCUACUUGUUGGGGAUUCGACAAUCCGCACUCCAAAUGGUCUCCCUCGUUCUCUUGUUGACGUCUGCUUUGGUCAUUGAAAAUGUCAUUCCAUUCACAUUCUUCAUGGGAAGAAAGGCAGCACUAUGCACUGUGCCAUCCACGCAACAAUCUCUCGGGAUGGGCACACGUGUCAAUCAUGACGACGACAACAACAGCAAUGCUUGGUCCAACAGGCGAAAGAACAGUCUUCGUCUAUGUGUCCACCAGGGACAUGGCCAAGAUCAGCUGGCAGCAGACGCGAGAUGCUACACCUCAAACAGCCAAACUGUUGUCGCACGAAACUCAAUUCCUCGUGACCCACAUCACUUUACGCGAGGAGUGCUGCCACUCUUGCUCGCCAACCUAACCUCGGGUUUGGCCGCGGCAUUGGGCCAAAGGGUGCUACAGCAUCAUCGACGCAACCUCUAUCUGUACGGAAUGGAACUCAGCAGUGCUUCUCUACUCCUGGUGAUGAUGUCGUUGCUUUGGAGCCCCGACGGGAAACAACUCCAUCGUGAAGGUCUUGUGCGACACUGGAAACCUGUCACCUUCCUGCCCAUUGCAGCGCAUGCCAUUGGCGGAUUGCUCGUUGGAAUUGUGACAAAGUAUGCUGGCAGUGUCCAAAAGGGCUUUGCUUUGAUCUUUGGAGUGCUCUUGUCCGGUUUGUUCCAAAAGUGGCUCUCCCACGAGCCCAUAACACGAAAUCAGGUGGUUGGCGGAAUGCUGGCCUGUCUUUCCAUGUGGAUGCACGUCUCCUUCCCUCCAUCGCGGUCAGUGCCGACACCAUACUAGACUUCUGCAGCACGGGAAGAAGGAAUGCGUGUGGAUGCCUUCAGUUGGAUUUCGAUAUAGACAUGUCACUCACAAUCCUUUUGGGCCAGGUCGUUGACAAGGCCAACCUCACGAAACCAACUAAUGAUAGCUACGCGGUGUGAGCGGAGCCGCUUGUAGGACUGAGAACACUAUUUUUUUUACAUAACCUACGGCAGUUAGAAAGACGU
Messenger RNA from Seminavis robusta, 2299 nucleotides. Lineage: Eukaryota; Bacillariophyta; Bacillariophyceae; Naviculales; Naviculaceae. The record is from the annotation of a GenBank genome assembly.